AUGGACUCCAUAGACAAGAAAGUUCAUGAGAAAUUAGAUGAAGAAGAACUUGAAGAUACAGUAGAGAAUGCUAAACCUUUGUUUGAAGAAGAAGUUGGAAAAAUGUGCGAAAAACAAUUAGAACAUGAACGUGAGUUAUGUUAUGGUUAUAGAGAUUCUCCAUACGAACUAGACCAAUGGGAACAAGAAAAUUUAAAGAGAGAAUUUAGAGAAUAUGAACUCGCUAAGAUAGCAUUAGAAGCUGCAGAAAAGAAGUUAAAAGCUUGGGGUUGUUUUGUACAAAAAUAUUGUGAGUAA
Molecule: messenger RNA, 297 nt
Organism: Trichomonas vaginalis G3
Lineage: Eukaryota; Parabasalia; Trichomonadida; Trichomonadidae
Exons: 1
Coding region: 1-297 (98 amino acids)
Source: RefSeq, a predicted model, not a curated record